Pseudopipra pipra is the source of this 6028-nucleotide messenger RNA. It is a transcript of the gene PAPSS2, whose product is annotated as 3'-phosphoadenosine 5'-phosphosulfate synthase 2. Gene Ontology annotation, molecular function: ATP binding; sulfate adenylyltransferase (ATP) activity; adenylylsulfate kinase activity. The transcript is spliced from 13 exons. Bases 66 to 1913 code for a protein of 615 amino acids. The record is from RefSeq and is a predicted model, not a curated record. Lineage: Eukaryota; Metazoa; Chordata; Aves; Passeriformes; Pipridae. Gene Ontology annotation, biological process: 3'-phosphoadenosine 5'-phosphosulfate biosynthetic process; sulfate assimilation.
GCCGCGCUACGUGUCGCCGAGCCCUUAUAGCCCCGGCCCGCCCGGCCCUGCGCGCCGCCCGCACCAUGUCGAGCACCGAGCACACGGGAUCAACCAACGUGGUUUACCAAGCCCACCACGUGAGCAGGAGUAAGAGAGGACAAGUUGUGGGUACCAGAGGAGGAUUUCGAGGCUGCACCGUUUGGCUGACAGGCCUUUCUGGAGCCGGCAAGACAACCAUUGGCUUUGCCCUGGAAGAGUACCUGGUCUCCCAUGGCAUCCCUUGCUAUUCCCUGGACGGCGACAACGUCCGGCACGGCUUGAACAAGAACCUGGGUUUCUCGGCGUCGGACCGCGAGGAGAACAUCCGGCGCAUCGCCGAGGUCGCCCGGCUCUUCGCCGACGCGGGGCUUGUCUGCAUCACCAGCUUCAUUUCUCCUUUCACCAAGGAUCGUCAAAAUGCACGGAAAAUUCACGAGGCAGCUGGACUUCCUUUCUUUGAAAUCUUUGUAGAUGCUCCUUUAAAUAUCUGUGAAAGCAGAGAUGUGAAGGGUCUGUACAAAAAGGCAAGAGCUGGAGAGAUCAAAGGAUUCACAGGGAUUGACUCAGAGUACGAGAAGCCUGAAGCUCCUGAACUAGUGUUGAAAACGAAUGUUGCAUCAGUGUCUGAAUGUAUCCAGCAGGUUGUGGAGCUCCUCCAAGCACAGAAUAUCGUUCCCUGGGGCUCAAUUAAGGAUGUUCUUGAGCUGUUUGUGCCUGAAAAUAAGCUCAGCAGUGUCCGAGCUGAGGCAGAGAAGCUGCCAUCCGUGGAGAUCACUAAGCUGGAUCUGCAGUGGGUGCAGGUGCUGAGCGAAGGCUGGGCCACUCCGCUGAAGGGCUUCAUGCGGGAGGCAGAGUACCUGCAAGUGCUGCACUUUGGCACCCUGCUCAACGGAAGGAGUCGCUUGGUAGCUGAUGGUGUGGUGAACCUGAGCAUCCCCAUCGUGCUGCCGGUGUCGGAGGAGGACAAGCAGCGGCUGGAGGGCUGCGAGGCGCUGGCGCUCAGCUUCCAGGGCCGCAGGGUGGCCGUGCUCAGGAGCCCCGAGUUCUUCCAGCACAGGAAGGAGGAGCGCUGUGCCCGCGUCUGGGGCACCACCUGCCCCAGGCACCCCCACAUCCAGAUGGUGAUGGAGAGCGGAGACUGGCUGGUUGGUGGAGACCUCCUUGCCCUGGAGAAGAUCAAGUGGAACGAUGGGCUGGACCAGUACCGCCUCACCCCACGGGCUCUGAAGCAGAAGUUCAGGGAGAUGAAUGCUGACGCCGUCUUCGCGUUCCAGCUGCGCAACCCCGUGCACAACGGGCACGCCCUGCUCAUGCAGGACACGCGGCGCCAGCUCCUGGAGAGGGGCUACAAGAACCCUGUGCUCCUCCUGCACCCCCUGGGGGGGUGGACCAAGGAUGACGACGUGCCGCUGGAGUGGCGGAUGAAGCAGCACGCGGCUGUGCUGGAGGAGCAGGUCCUGGACCCCAAGUCGACCGUCGUGGCCAUCUUCCCCUCUCCCAUGCUCUACGCCGGCCCCACCGAGGUGCAGUGGCACUGCCGAGCCCGGAUGAUGGCGGGGGCCAACUUCUACAUCGUGGGGCGCGAUCCCGCGGGGAUGCCGCACCCCGACACCAAGAAGGACCUCUACGAGCCCACGCACGGCGGGAAGGUGCUCAGCAUGGCCCCGGGGCUCACCUCGGUGGAGAUCAUCCCCUUCAGGGUGGCUGCCUACAACAAGCUGAAAAGGGCCAUGGAUUUUUAUGACCCCAAAAGGCACGACGACUUUGACUUCAUCUCAGGAACACGCAUGAGGAAACUCGCUCGGGAAGGGGAGAACCCCCCGGACGGCUUCAUGGCCCCCAAGGCCUGGAAAGUCCUCACCACCUACUACCAGUCGCUGGAAAAGAACUAACACUCCUCCUCCUCCUCCCCAGAAAUACUUGUAUUAAGAGUGAGCAAUGAUUGAUUGAUUCCCUAUGACACAGAUCAGUUACUUGGCAUUUCCAGUGCUCUGACUGUGGGAUUUUCCUACCCAGGUCAGAGUGGUUUUUACUAAUCAGAAAUACUUUGAGCCUGGUCCUUCUCCCCUUGAAGCUGCUGGGAGCAUCCUUGUGGAGCCGGAAGGGAGAAGGGCAGCAGGUCCUUCAUUCCCAGCUGAGCCUGGUGGCAGGAAGCCCAGCACAGCCUCCAGAUGGGCCACACGGAUAUUUUGGUGCUGCCGGGGCCACGCACCGGCUCCCAGUGCAGAGGUGGGGCCUCAGCACCAGGAUAAAUCCUGCCUGUCCCUGCGUGCAGCAGGAAUGAAGAAGUGCCUUCCCAGUGCCCCUCUCCCAGCACUGCCUGACGAGGCAGGAGCAGGUGCUGAAGCCAGGAGCAGAUGCUGCUGCUGGGGUGGGAAACGGGCACCCAGUGCCCGGAUCCAGUCACUGCCCUCCAGGUUGUGCCUUAGACAAUUUUUCCUGAUAAACAGCGGAAUCUUUUUAAUGCCCUUUUUUAAAAGGAUUUUUUAAAAUCAGCCUUGACCACCACCAGUUCCUUGUGGCCGAGCCAGUUGCUCACUGUCAGUCCUUGCUUCCUUCCUCCCGUUUGACCUCUCUGGUCACACAAAACCCUGGAUGAGUGUUUCUGGUGCUCUGAGCUCAGCUCUCUGCGGGGACUGUGCCGUGGUGCUCCCUGUGCUCACAGCCUGGCAGGGGAAGCUGGCCUGGGAGGCACCUGAGAUCUCUGAGGAAGAUCUGAGCAGCAAGAAAAAACUGGGGAUGCCAUCCACAUGCUAUGGAGUAUCUUCCUGCCUGGGAGGAUCGGAUCCCCCUUCCCUCUGCCUGCGCUCCUCCCAUCCCAAAGGCAAAUCAAAGGCCAAACAGCCAAGUGGCCACGUGAGGGGGGUCUGAGCAGCUGCCCGUGGUAAACCAGGUGAGAGGAGGCUGAAGCUCCUGCCCCCCUCUGUACCUGCAGCCCUGUGUGGGUACAGGUGACCCAAUUCCCUCCGUGCCAGUGGGAUGGGAUCAGUGGCUCUGGCUGGGGGACGGCAGGAAAGCCCUUGGGCCCCCCCAGCCCUUUGGGGAGCUGAGAGCCAGUGCCUGGUGCUGCUCCCAGCUCUGGCUGGUGGAAAGUUACCCCAGACUUCACCUCCUUCCCCGGCCUCAGCCCCAGCUGGACUUUGCCGCUGUGCCUGAGGCUUUUCCACUGCCUCCCUGGGCCGGGAGCGGGCAGUGAUGCAACCCUGGAGCCUCACCCGCUGUGCUGCACCCCGAGCAUCCCCCUGGGAGCCCCAUGGCCACCUGCCCCUGCCUCAGGUGCUCCCUGUGGCCAGCAGAGCUUUCCCAGGGAAAGGGCUGAUCCCACUCCACCUUCCCGGGCGGGAGGUGCCAGCAGAGGACAGUCAUGCACUCAUUUGUUACUCCAACGACCUGAAUUUGUGAUUUUUGUACCUGUCCUUCUUUAGUAGCUGCCCCAGAUCCGGUCAGGAUGUGUUCCCAAUGAACAGGAACCAGCGUUCCCUUCUCCUUGUGCUUCAGUGUUAAUGACAAACGGAUCUGUGCUCAGCAAAACCCACCAGCUUCCCCUGUCAGGGUCGGGAGCGACACCCCCAGCUCCGAGCUGCUGUGCUGGGGCCACGGCACAGCCUCCAAGCCUUUGGGCAUGGCUGGAAAACAGCCUUGCAAAAAGGCUUGUUGGGUGGGUUUUUAAGUCAUUUUUUAAAAGUAUUUGGAGCAAAGAGCCCAAAGCUUGUGUCAUACCCCAAGGAAAUGCUGCAGCCCCCGUGGUGGGAGCCGACAGCACCUCAGCACCUCACCUGCUCAGGCCCUCUGGCAGGGACCUGGAAGCCAAAAGCAAUAUUCCCACUUUGGAUUUUUAAGGAGUGAAGUAGCACUGUUGCUGCUCAUCGUAAAACAAUCCAACAUUAAAAAAACCCUCUGUGGUAAAUCCAAGUGGUUACAGCAAACACAGACGUUGUAUUAUCCUGUUAAACCAGCGCAGUGUCCCGAUUACCUCUGAUCAGAGUAUGUGGGCCGGGGGUUUUAUAGUGUAUUUAUUGAAGACAUGAGACUGGAAUUUGUACUUCAACUGAUGCCUCUCAUGAUUUAAUAUAUUCUGAACUCGAUAGUCUGCUACGAAACACUCACUUUUAGUACAAAUAAAUAUUUAUACACGGAAGGAGCUCUCACUUGGAUUUUUUGGAGGGGGGAGCUUUGCUUUGCAUCUCGGAGCUCAACGCUGGAGACUCGACGCAGUUUGAGGAGCUGGCCCUGGAGAUGUGGGAGAGGGAUCAGGCUCACCCCCAGCUCUGAGGAGAGGCAGGAGCAGAGGGUGAGGAUUGGAUCAAACUGCUGGAGCCAUGGGAUCAUAGCAGCCACAUUCCUGCAGGACAAACCAUGCUGCCUCCCCAGCCUUUCUAGCAGGGUUUGUGCUUUGACGAGGACUCCUGAGGCGGCAGCAAGAGCAGACAAGUCUGGAAAGGUUCUUGGAGAAGUGGGACUUGCAGUUCAACUGCAGUAACUGCCCUCAGGGGCAAGUAGAAAUAACUCCUUGUGCCUCUUCAGUCAGCCCCUUACGCCUGCGGUGACACGGGCAUGAGGAAAAGGCAAGCUCCAGCCAUGCCAAGAGCCAGGAUUUUGGAGAAACAGGCAGAUCAGAGCUCAGCCAGAGGCUGCCCCUGGCACCUGCCAACAGCCCGGGGUUUGUUCCUGCUCCCCUGCCCUCAGUGGGACAUUAAAGCUCCCCUGAGGAUACACUUUACACUCAAUUCAUGCCAAUUAAGACCUGCCUGUGCUGGGUCUUUACCAAAUAGUGAGCAGCCUGAAAAAAAGGAGGUGCAGGAGGAGCUUCCCAGCCUGGCAUUUCUCAGGUGUAACAACCCCAGAGAGGGGCUGGAAGAGUGUCAGAAUGGGCAUGGAACACAUGGAUCAGCUGGAGCACCUGGCACAGGCGUCAUUCCAACAUCCCCAGAAACAGAUCCUGGUAAGUAGCACAAUUUACAGGUUUAAUUCUGAGGUGAGUCACAGAAUCAUGGAAUGGUUUGGGCUGGAAGGGACCUGACAGACCAUCCACUCCCACCCCCUGCAGGGACACCUCCCACUAGCCCAGGUUGCUCCAGCCUGGCCUUGGACACUUCCAGGGAUCCAGGGGCAGCCACAGCUUCUCUGGGCAACCUGUGCCAGGGCCUCCCCACCCUCACAGGGAACAAUUCCUUCCCAAUAUCCCAUCUCUCCCUGCCCUCUGGCAGUGAGAAGCCAUUCCCCCUUGUCCUGGCACUCCAGGCUCUUGGAAAUAGUCUCUCUCCAUCUUUCCUACAGGCUCCCUUCAGGCCCUGGAAGGCCACAAUCAGGUCACCCCAAAGCUUCUCCUCUCCAGGCUGAACAAUCCCAGCUCUCCCAGCCUUUCCUCCCAGCAGAGCUGCUCCAGCCCUCUGAUCCUCUUGGGGCCUCCUCUGGCCUGGCUCCCUGAACCCAGAGCCAGCACUGUCACUCAUCCCUGCCCUCAGCCCCAGCACUAACAUGACAGGGCAGGAUUAGCAUCCCACAUCCCACAUCCCAGACUUUUCCCAUUUCCGUAGCAGGGUGUUUCUGCUGUGCCUAAUUUCCCACCCCCUGUGUUAGAGCAAUGUGCAUCUCCCAUUGUUUUUUGAUACGAGAAAAGGAGUCUAAGCAAUCACUCAGUUACUUUUAAACCCCCCUCCCUCCUCAUUUGCUUUUAAGAUUAAAUGGGUCAAGCUCAGCCCUGCUGCAUCCCCAGCCCAGCAUUCCAGGAAUAGCAGGGAGCAAGCUGUGCUGGAUGGACACUGUCAGCAGCCCCCGACACUGACGGCAGGGCUCCAGCCCUCUUUAUUUCACUUUAUUUUCCUUUGCAGUGUGUUUGGUUUUACAUCAUUCUCUGCUUCCAGCGCCUCCCUCCCCUCACAGGCAGCAGAGCUGUGACACAACACUCCACCCCAGGGGUAGGAAACAAUUCCCUUUACAGAUUUGUGUUCAGUUAGUGCACAGUUCGUAAAAUUAGACAAAGAAAAAUCAAGUUCCUGAAUAUCUC